Molecule: messenger RNA, 1274 nt
Organism: Paramuricea clavata
Lineage: Eukaryota; Metazoa; Cnidaria; Anthozoa; Malacalcyonacea; Plexauridae
Source: the annotation of a GenBank genome assembly
AUGAAGUUAGAAGGUUGUACAGCAGUUGUGACUGGUGGAGCCAGAGGAAUUGGAAAAGCUAUCACUAAAGCUUUGUUGCAGAACAAAGCAAAGGUAAAUAUUUAAUUAAGACCGAAUAUUAUAAUUUAUAACAAUAGCACGCAGUUACAAUUUCUAAUGCAAAUUCAGCAGUAUAUAUACAGUAUAGCUAUACAACAAUUCAACAUCAUGGAAAUUUAAGUCGGUAAAUUAAUUUGACAUCAAGCCAACUAUUAAAACACAUACAAUAUUAAGUAAAUAUAGAAGCCUAAAAUUACUAUGCGUUUUCUAAAGUCUCAAAACUCUGUACGUUUCAAUUAAAAUGUUAGUUAAAGUUUAUUUAAAAAUGGUAUUUAAUUUGCUUUUAAUAAAAACAUCUAACGAGUCUGAACAGACUACUUCACUCGGCAGGGAAUUCCAAUCUUUGAUUGAGAGUGGGAAGAAAUGAAAUAAUAUUUAAUGACAUCUUUCUUUACUUUAGGUGCGCCUUAAUGUAUUUGUAAGCGUGGCUUCCACGUGUUCUUGUUUCGCUGCUUAGUUGUAUAUAUUCAUCAGUUGAGAUAUUGACCAGAUUAUGAGACAGCUUGUAUAUAAUAAUGUCAAUCUGGCUUCUUCUCUUCUUGUUUCUAAUGAUUUCCCGUAAACUAACUAUCUUGACAGGGAUAAUAGUGUUUCAAAACAAACUGAAGAACGUAGCCUAUUUUGUUUCCCAAGUGUGAGUUUUGUUGUCGGGAAACGUUCAUAUCUUCGUUGCUUGUACCUUCUGGAAACAUAAUUAUGGCUAAAGGCUCUUUUCCACUCAUCGCUGCGAGUGCAUCUGAUUAAAAUAAACUGUUGAGCAUUGUGAUUGGAUGAACUGAGUACUCCCAGCAAGCUUACGAGUUGAGUCUUGCGAUGAAUGUAAAAGAUCCUUUGGGAACAAUGUUUCCAUAAGCGAUUGAUGUUGUUUCCCAAGCCUGCGCAUGCUAGCGCUGACAGAAUCGAAAAUGAAAGAAACGGUAAAGAUAUUGUGUAUUGCUAUAGCGCUUUAUUUCCACUCUAAACUUUGCAUUUGUAUAUCUAAACAGGUAUAUUUUCUGGAUGUUGAUACAAUAGAGGGUAAAAAUGUUCAAACAGAACUUGAUGAAGAAUUUGGCAAGGGAUUCGCGCUAUUUUAUUCCUGCGAUGUUGCAAAUACCGAUCAGUUUAAAGGUAUUAUCCCAACAAUAUGGACGACUUGCCUUAUUAAUAGUGGUGUCUGCUGUAUACGCGUGACG